AUGUGGAGCGUCGGCGGCGAGGUGAAGUUCGGGAAAGGCCACGGCCAGGACGCGAAACGCGGCCUCGAGCUCGGGAUCGAGCGCGCGACCGCGGCGAUCGCGCGCGGGACGACGAUCGCGACGACGCCGUGGCAGCCGAAGGCGCCGGAGGACCCGAAAGCGCGAUGGCGGGUGGACGGCGACGGCGCGCGCGUCGACCCGUCGAAUCGCGCGCUGGACGCGCACUUGCGCCUGGAGAGCAUGGUGCCGCGCGUGCGAGCUAGCGGCGGCGGGGGGGGUGGGGGUGGGGGUGGGGGUGGGGGUGAAGAGAGUGACUCGUCGUCUCUGAUGAGCGACUCGUCCGCGACGAGCGACGAGAUUCGAAAGCUGCGACGCGCGGGGAAUAAGAGACGACGCGCGAAGGAGGCGAGCGGCGGCGGCGGCGGCGGCAAGAAGUCGUCCAAGAAGGACAAGUCGUCCAAGAAGGAGAAGAAGGAGAAGAAGGAGAAGAAGAGCAAGAAGAGCAGCAAGAGGAAGAGCGGCAAGCGACGGCGGUCGAGCAGCGGGAGCGACUCGGACUCGGACUCGGACGCGCGCGGCGUGGACUUCGUGAGCGGGAAAAAGAUAAAGAUGAAGCUCGAGGGGAGCAGCAAGCGGGACGACGUCGAGGCGGCGAAGAGAGCGGCGUAUCUGAGGUCCCUGAACGCGCAGAUCUCGUUCCAGGAGCUCACGAAGUGA
This is a messenger RNA of Micromonas pusilla CCMP1545, 717 nucleotides long. RefSeq lists its product as uncharacterized. The record is from RefSeq and is a predicted model, not a curated record. Bases 1 to 717 code for a protein of 238 amino acids. NCBI's taxonomy places the organism in Eukaryota, Viridiplantae, Chlorophyta, Mamiellophyceae, Mamiellales, Mamiellaceae. The transcript has a single exon.